Messenger RNA from Onychostoma macrolepis, 2036 nucleotides. Its product is annotated as nuclear factor 7, ovary-like. The record is from RefSeq and is a predicted model, not a curated record. NCBI's taxonomy places the organism in Eukaryota, Metazoa, Chordata, Actinopteri, Cypriniformes, Cyprinidae. Gene Ontology annotation, molecular function: zinc ion binding; protein binding. Bases 88 to 1590 code for a protein of 500 amino acids. The transcript has 7 exons.
CAUGCUGUAUCUACCAAGUACCUGAGCACAACAAUGAGGAAAUAAGAGGGCUCGAGGCGUUCGUUUUUGUAGUUCUUAGAAACUGAAAUGGAGUCGCUCUCGGUGGAAGAGCUGUCUUGUCCCGUGUGCUGUGAGAUCUUCAGAUCUCCUGUGUUUCUGUCAUGCAGUCACAGUGUCUGUAAAGACUGUCUUCAGCACUUCUGGAGGACCAAGAAAACUAAGGAGUGUCCGGUCUGCAGGAGAAGAUCCUCUAAAACCGAUCCUCCUGGAAAUCUUGUGUUGAAGAACCUGUGUGAGUCCUUCUUGAACGUCGAGGAGGUUUGUGAUUUGCAUGGUGAGAAACUCAAACUCUUCUGUGUGGAGGACAAAGAGUCUGUGUGUUUAGUGUGCAGAGAUUCAGAAAAACACAAUCAGCACAAAUUCAGGACAAUCUGUGAACUUCUUCCAUCUUACAAGACGACAUUUGUCCUCUCUCCUCUAGGCCCGCACGGGCUGCUCCUUCCAACCCCUGGUUAUCCGAGGUUCUUCGUGAACAUCGGACUACACUCAGAGCGGCAGAGAGAAAAUGGCGCAAAUCAAACGAUCUGUCGGACCUCAGAGGAGCUCAGUAUCAAGUUGAAGUCCUUACAAGAAAAGCUCAAAAACACAGAGGAAGUAAAAGGAGAGUGUGAGGAAGCAGUUCAACAUAUCCAGACUCAAGCUCAGCACACAGAGCGUCUGAUUAAUGAGGAGUUUAAGAAGCUUCUUCAGUUCCUCAUCGAUGAAAAAGAGGCACUAAUCGCUGCGCUGUGGGAGGAAGAGGAGCAGAAGAUUCAGAUGAUGAAGCAGAAGCUGGAGGAGAUGAACACACAGAUCUCAGCUCUUUCAGACACCAUAAAACACAUCAAGGAGCAAAUGAAAGCCAAAGAUGCCACGUUUCUAAAUAACUUUGAAGCCACAAUGGAAAGAGCCCGGGGCCCGCAGCAGGAGCCUCACAUGAGUCCUGCGGCUUUGAUUCAUGUGGCAAACCACUUGGGCAACCUGACAUUUGGAGUCUGGCUGAAGAUGCGAGAUAUUGUCCAAAACGCUCCUGUGGUUCUGGACCCCAACACUGCACAUCCCGAGCUCAAGCUGUGUGAUGAUCUGACCGGUCUGAUGUGGAGCCCAGACACUCACGCCUGUCCCGCUAAUCCAGAGAGAUUCGACGUCUAUCCGUGUGUUCUGGGCUCUGAAGGCUUCAUCUCAGGAACACAUUGCUGGGAUGUGGAGGUUGGCGACAACACACACUGGACUGUAGGAAUAACCACAGCAUCCAACCCUAGGAAGGGAUUUACGUUCUUUGGCAAAGAUGUCUGGUGCGUGUGGUACAAAAAGAAAGAAUAUUUCUCAUAUUACCAGGACCAAGCCUACACUCCAAUUAGUGUUAAAGAGACGCUGCAGAGGGUGAGAGUUUUACUCGACUGGGAUCAAGGAAAAGUGUCUUUUUCUGAUCCUGUAACCGACACUCAUCUGUGCUCAUUCACAACAGCCUUUACGGAGAGACUCUUUCCGUUCUUCUCUAGCGUUUGUGUCACUUGUAGUCUGAGGAUCCUACCAGUUAAAAAUAUGUGACCCUGGACCACAAAACUUUCGAAAUUGAGAUUUAUACAGCUGAAUAAAUAAGCUUUCCAUUUGAACAUCUGGAAUCUGAGGGUGCAAAAAAAUCUAAAUAUUGAGAAAAUCGCCUUUAAAGUUGUCCAAAUUAAGUUCUUAGCAAUGCAUAUUACUAAUCAAUAAUUACGUUUUGAUAUAUUUACAGUAAGAAAUUUACAAAAUAUCUUCAUGGAACAUGAUCUUUACUUAUUAUCCUAAUGAUUUUUGGCAUAAAAGAAAAAUGGAUAAUUUUGACCCAUACAAUGUAUUUUUGGCUAUUGCUACAAAUAUACCCCAGCGACUUAAGACUGGUUUUGUGGUCCAGGGUCACAUAUGUGUAACAGACAAGCACAGUUAUUUGUGAUUCUGUAUAUUUUAUGUUGUAAAUGAUGUGCAUAAUAAAGACUUUUAUUACGUUUUCUUUA